Messenger RNA from Neofelis nebulosa (Clouded leopard), 1770 nucleotides. RefSeq names its product pyridoxamine 5'-phosphate oxidase (gene PNPO). The record is from RefSeq and is a predicted model, not a curated record. Lineage: Eukaryota; Metazoa; Chordata; Mammalia; Carnivora; Felidae. Gene Ontology annotation, biological process: pyridoxine biosynthetic process; pyridoxal 5'-phosphate biosynthetic process. Gene Ontology annotation, molecular function: FMN binding; pyridoxamine phosphate oxidase activity.
UACCUGUUAGCCGGGCUUGGCAACUGGAGAAUUCUUCCUUCCCCCGGGUAAAGUCCCAGGCUGAGAAAUUGGUUCCGAACCCAACGGAACCUGGCGCCGGGCGACGCCGGGUCACGUGGCUGGCGGCCUCAUGACGUGCGGGCUGCGAGGCGUCACCGCGACGUUCGGGCAACCUACCGAGCGGCCCUACCUCCACCACCUGUGCGGUGGCGGUGUCGUCAUGGACCUGGGACCGAUGCGCAAGAGUUACCGCGGGGACCGAGAGGCAUUUGAGGAGACUCAGCUGACCUCCCUGGACCCCGUGAAGCAGUUUGCUGCCUGGUUUGAGGAGGCUGUUGAGUGUCCUGACAUAGGGGAAGCCAAUGCCAUGUGCCUGGCUACCUGUACCAGAGACGGAAAACCCUCUGCCCGCAUGGUGCUGCUGAAGGGCUUUGGCAAGGAUGGCUUCCGUUUCUUCACUAACUUCGAGAGUCGAAAGGGAAAAGAGCUGGACUCCAAUCCCUUUGCUUCUCUUGUCUUCUAUUGGGAGCCUCUCAACCGUCAGGUGCGUGUGGAAGGCUCUGUGAAGAAGCUGCCUGAGGAGGAGGCUGAGUGCUACUUCCACUCCCGCCCCAAGAGCAGCCAGAUCGGGGCCGUGGUCAGUCACCAGAGUUCUGUGAUCCCUGAUCGGGAGUAUCUGAGAAAGAAAAACGAGGAACUGGAACAGCUCUACCAAGAGCAAGAGGUGCCAAAGCCAAAAUACUGGGGUGGCUACAUCCUGUACCCACAAGUGAUGGAGUUCUGGCAAGGCCAAACCAACCGCCUGCAUGACCGGAUCAUCUUUCGGCGGGGCCUGCCAACAGGAGACUGCCCUUUGGGGCCCAUGACCCACCUUGGGGAGGAAGACUGGCUCUACGAGAGACUUGCACCCUGACUUCCAAUCUGUUCGUGCCAACCAGAGCUGAGGCCGAGUGCUAAGAGAGGGUGUGGGGUCUGGAGCCAGACCCUUCUAAACUCAACCCAUUUCCCUCCCUACCCCUUAUAUUUAAGGCUCUCCAGAGUUCAAGCUCCAAAUUCUGUAUUUUCAGUUGGCUUUCAAGUAGGUGGUCUAGUAGAGUAGAUAGACAUUUACAAAUGGGAAAAAAAGAAAUCCCACAAUUAUGUUCUUGACCUUGAAUGUGAUUUAUUGGGAGAGCUCCCUCAAGAGGUAAUAGCUGGUGUGAUUCCCUUUUUCUGGUGACCCUGAGAGGGCCCCCAGCUGCCCUGUUACCAGUGUGACUGAGUCAUACUGCCCAAAGCUGAUUCAUUCCAGCGUAAGCACCUGAGCCAGUCUAGCCAAUCGUUUUUUUCUUGUCAACAAUUUGAAAUUUGAAAUGAAGAGAUCCAGAGUCUGAGAGGCAUUGUAGCCAAGUCGUUAAUGGCAGCCAAGAAGAUACAGCCUCUAGCUGCUGCUCUUGAAAUUCCCUGAGUGACCUUGGAUCCCUUCUCCCACCUCUGGGUUGUGCAAUUCCUCCUCCCACCUCAAAACACCCACUAUCCUGUGGGGGGUGGGGGUGGGGGGAGGAGGAAAGGAAGAGGAAGGGAAGAGGAAGGGAAGGAAGGGAAGAAGGAAGUUAGGAAGGAAGUUGUUUGGCGCUUAAACUACCUAGAAUCAAUUUCUGUUGCUUGCAACUAAAGGAGACUUAACUUAUUUACUUGUGUACCCUACUGAUAACUGCCUCCCAUUAUCUGAAGCACCAUGAUGUGGAAAAGAGAUUAAAUUUAUUCUCUGGAGCUCCAAAGGAACCAUAA